AUGAUGCCCUCAACACUUGCCUACACGGCGCGUUACCCCACCCAGUACGCACAUCCCGAUCCCGUCCAAGACAGCUGGACAAGGCAAAUGGCAGCCUCGCAGUUUGUGAGGAGGUUAUCUCGCAGCUCCAACGGCCAGCGAUCCGGGUCCACUUUGCGAGUAACAAAGCCUACCAGUGCCAGCAACAGUCCCAGGUCUUCCAUGACGACCGGCCGAAGGAGAACGUUGGUUAGCGACGGCAAUCUUGCUUGGAGGAAGCAGCAGAUGGCGGGCCAAGUCAUCCUCGCAACGCCAGAUGCAGCAGUCACCGCUGAGCCUGUGAAGCAACGGGCACCAAGGCCAGUCCAGCAUAUUAAGACCGCGCUCAGCUCCGAGGUGGCCACGCCCUAUCAGCAACUGCAGGAAUCUGAGGACGAAGGCGAGAUUCUUGUCGGUAUGGGGCUCUACGACGCUCCGGAGAAGUGCGAGGCCGACCCUGGUCUCAAUAACUACCGCUCCACCCUCUCCUCGCUUCUGGGCGGAGGCGCGCCAAAGCUGAACGAAUCACCCGGCAAAGGUCUCAAACUUGAGGAGACAUGGCAGCCUCCUGAAACCGAUGACGAGGAUGAAGACGACGAAGAUGAAGACGAAGCUCAGGGAGACGACGAGUAA
Molecule: messenger RNA, 651 nt
Organism: Parascedosporium putredinis
Lineage: Eukaryota; Fungi; Ascomycota; Sordariomycetes; Microascales; Microascaceae
Source: the annotation of a GenBank genome assembly